AUGGACGCGCAGUAUCCCUUUGCCUCCCGAGACGAUAUCUGGCGUGUCUUUGACGAGUUGAAGGAGCUCCACCUCACCCAAUUUGAGCAAGGAGAGCGCCUCGCCCAGCUGGAGCGACGUCGCGACGAGGAUGCCCGACUGAGAAGUCCAUGGGCAUCUGCAUCGCCUUUUCCCACAUCCGUUGGAGCGAUCACACCAGGUAGCCCAGUUCUACCCUCCGGAAUCAGUUCACCACUGAACAAGCCCAUCAUCAUAGACCCCGCCUUCCACUCCCCACCAGACGCUUUCAAAGGCUUUGACCAGGCUCAUCCUUCCACAAUGACUAACUCCGCGGUCGGAUUUGAUGGCGAUGACGAGCCCCGACGGGGUGCUUCCCGCGCCAACAGCGUGCGUUUUGAUGAAAGCGCCCUCCAUGGAUACGGUCAUACAAACCGUAAUAGCAGCGACCUACCUUCUCGGACCGGUAGUGGACUGAGCUCACAUCCGCUUCUUGAGCGCACCUUCUCUCACCAAUCCGAUGGAAGACUCAGUUCUUCCGGCUACUCACACCAGUCCGCCCGAACCAACAGCCUACGUUUGAAUACUGCCCGGCUUUCGGGGUCUACGCCAAUCGAGUCGCCUCUGAUUCCACCACCUGGACUUUUCUUGCUAGGUCCAGUGCCCUCAAUCAUUCGUUGCUGGUUGACUGAGGAUUUCACAAAUGGCUCACUUCUCUAUGCUGCCGUUUGCACCGGCUCUUACUUCUCAAGCGUAAGUCUUUCCAUGAUCCGCAAUCUUGGGAUGGAGGACUUGAUUGUGCGCGAGGACGAUGUGCAUUACAUCAAGCUCCCGCUUUACCUCCCUGAGGCUGUCAUCCAUCCUUGUUCCUCACGCCCCGAAACACCUACCCACCAAGUUCCCGCGGUGCCCGUGCGCUUCGUGAUUCGUGAAGGAGAGCCUACCGACCAGUCCAUUCAAAUAAUUAUUGGAAGUGAUGUGCUACGUGCUCAAAAUGCAGACAUUUUGUUCUCCCAGGAUAAGCUCAUCAUGGUCGACAGUGAGCACUACCGAAUCUCGGUUCCUCUUGUGCGCCCAGAGAACGACACGGUUUUCAAGAAUCUGUACACUGCUCCAUGCACCUCUGGGUCUCUGUCUGGGUCUGUGACCUCACAGUCCUCUUCUGACAAUGGUAACACCCCUGUCGGUGUUAUUGGCCGCCCCAUUAAUUCCCAGGAAGAGCCAGCCCCGUCUUCCAAAACCCCUUCUGGUGGAAUUGAUAGCAACUCCAAGCCUAGCCAAACCGCCCAACCAAGCCCGGUCAAAGCACCAACUUCGGAAAAUCGCCCUGUCACUACCAGUGCCCCGACUUCCGAGACCAAAGAAGACAUACCCACUUGGAGUAGCUGGCGUCGCGAAGCCAAGAGAACAUACACAGCUCCGAAGCCCGACAAGCGCGAGAUGAAAGUCUUCCGACCUGCCAAGUUAACCAACCGCGCGUAUUCAAGCACCUCGACCUCGACUUCCGCUGGUCCCAGUUUUGAAAACGCCAAAUCUCCACCCGCCACCCCACACCCAACAACGUCUCCUGGCAAGGGCCUUAAUCCUGUUGGUGGCGCGUCGGCAUUUGGAUGGCUUAACCCGGCCCUCAACCCGGUCACUCGUGGCGUCUAA
Molecule: messenger RNA, 1650 nt
Organism: Penicillium salamii
Lineage: Eukaryota; Fungi; Ascomycota; Eurotiomycetes; Eurotiales; Aspergillaceae
Source: the annotation of a GenBank genome assembly